UAACCGUUCGGCUCUCCUGAUCGAAACCCUCGCGACCAUUCACGCUCGCUCACCCUCCUUUCUCUUCCCCUCUCCUCUCCAUCGAUGGCGAGGGAAAGCGGCGACGACGAGGCGUCCAUCGAGCGGCAGUUGGAGCUGCAGGUGGAGGAGCAGAAGGAGUCUCUGGCAGCACUCGACGAAGCCCUCGCUGCUGACCCUUCCAAUCCAGAGCUUCUAUCGGUUCAUGGAGAGCUUCUCAUUGCAAUCAAGGAUGCAGAGGAGGGUCUACUUAACUUGAAAAGGUCACGUUUAUUGAGAGAAGCUGAUUUGAUAUUUUUUGGCCAAGAAGCUGGAUCAGCAGAUGUGGAUGUCAAAAUAGAGUCUUUGGACUCUAGAGAGGGUAAAUCAGAACCACUUGAACCUGAAACCUAUUCUUUGGGGUCAAAAUGUCGAUUUCGGCACAUGGAUGGACGCUGGUAUAAUGGUCAGAUAGUUGGACUAGAAGGUGCUAAGUCAGCAAGAAUUUCAUUCCUUAUCCCUACAUCUGAAAACAUGAUGAUGUGCAAGUUCUUCCUACAGCAAAGAUGUCGCUUUGGUAGUAACUGCCGCUUAUCACAUGGAUUUGUUAUUCCAGUUGCAUCACUGAAGAACUACAUUCCAACUUCAUGGAAUCAAUCUAUGGUAGGAUCCAGCAUUUGGGCUGCCCCUGUCAAUAUUUCUGGAUUAUGGCAAAAAGCUGAGCUCCAGUCAUGGGAUGAUGAACUCAAGAUAGCUCAAGUUGUUUUCCAACACGAUGGGAGCUCUCUGAAUCUGACAAGUGACUCUGUCUCUGUAUCAGAGUAUGCUGAAUUGAGUGAUGAUAAUGAGGACGAUGACUUCAGCUCUGAAGGUUAUGGUUCAAGUGAAGAAGAGGAGGAUACAGACAGUGGAAAUGACUACCAAGGUCUAGGCUUUUUGGAUCCUACAACAUUACAGAGAGGAGUUCAAACUGAGAUUCCUGUGUUUGCAAAAUGGGAGCAUCAUACACGGGGUAUUGCUUCAAAGAUGAUGGCCAGCAUGGGCUAUCAGGAAGGGAUGGGACUUGGUGCAUCAGGCCAAGGAAUACUUGAUCCAGUCUCUGUCAAAGUUCUUCCACCAAAACAAUCUCUUGACCAUGCUUUUGCUAAUGAUAAGGACAAAAGAAGGUUAGAUCAGGGCAAGAAACGUAGCAGGGGUGGCAAGAGAAAGCGUGAAAGACAGUAUGCAGAAGCUGUCCGGGUUGCCAAAACCAAAGAGGAGCUAGGACCAGAUGUUUUUAGCUUCAUCAAUAACCAAUUGGCAGGGCAACAAGAUGUUGUAGAUGAUUCUGCUAAUAGAAGUAAAAAGGGUACUGGUGAUGGCGAACAAUCUGCCAACAGGCAGGACAGACGCUCAUUGGUAGCUUAUGAUGAUGAAGUAAAAGAGUUGAGAAUCAAGAUCGAGAAGCUCAAAGAGAUGGUAGAUCGCAACCGUAAGGAUAAGGCAGUGCAUGAAGCAGCCUUGAGAAAACUGAAUGAAACACGUAGGGCUCUGGCAGAUGUACAGGCUGCUCAUGCUGCGGCCUCCAGUGCUGUUGCCAACAAGGAGAAAGAGAAAAGGUGGCUUAAAUUCUGAUGUUGCUUUGACCUAAUUCUUUCUCUUCAUGCAAAUGCUGAGAAGACUACACUAAGGGGGAAGAAGAGUGCAUGUACCUGGAGAUUUUAUUAUUACCAAUAGAAGAAGGAAUUGGUCCCUACUUCACAGGAUCUAUAUCUUUGUUCUUUUGAUUGCUUCAUCAUGUAAAUAUUUUGCCCCCUAAUGUUUUCGCAAGGAUAUGAUAGCAACUAGAAAUUGUCUGUGUUUAAAGUUUAAUACUAAUACAUGAGCAUCAUCACUUUCUAGUAGCAGGGAAAUUUCUCUUUUAGUAGGGAAAUUCCUUUCAUUUAAAGCAUGGUUCUUAAUAUGAAUGUAGAGGAGAUGAUAUUAUGAGAAUGAACUUAUUGGUGAGCCAUGUUCCCAUGAACAUGUUAACCCAAAAUUUCUCUGUAAGGAAUUGAUUGAUUGGAAUCAAUGUGAUUGAUUAGUCAGUCUAUUGGAUGUU
This is a messenger RNA of Zingiber officinale, 2077 nucleotides long. Its product is annotated as zinc finger CCCH domain-containing protein 18-like. The record is from RefSeq and is a predicted model, not a curated record. The transcript has 4 exons. The coding region runs from base 85 to 1611 and encodes 508 amino acids. Gene Ontology annotation, molecular function: nucleic acid binding; metal ion binding. Lineage: Eukaryota; Viridiplantae; Streptophyta; Magnoliopsida; Zingiberales; Zingiberaceae.